Molecule: messenger RNA, 1008 nt
Organism: Pocillopora meandrina
Lineage: Eukaryota; Metazoa; Cnidaria; Anthozoa; Scleractinia; Pocilloporidae
Source: the annotation of a GenBank genome assembly
AUGGCGGACAAAGUGGAGAGUCUCAUCGUGGGCAGAGAAACCCGGCGAAAUGCUGGAAACUUAAUGUCUAAACUGAUAGCAGAUGAGCAAGAAGUUGAUGAUUUUUAUAAAACAGCUUUUGGAGGUUUCGAAGAAGAAUCUGGGGAUGAGAAAUAUUCAACAGAGGAAGAAGAAGCGGACGUUGUAGACUCCGACUUUAGCGUCUCUGAGACAGAUGAAGUGAUAGAUGAUCAAGGAGAUGACGAACCGGUAAAAAAGCGAAAAAAGCAGUUCAUAAAGCCGUAUAAAGCUCCGAAGAAAGAUACUGCACCUUCGAAAGCUACUAAUAAGGAACCAGAAGUGAAAAAACGGAAAAGUUUCGAGGACGCUCCACGAGAAGGUGUGAGAAAAUCAACCAGGGCGCUUACAGUUGAACGCGCUGAGGCAACGAAGAAUCGUUUCAAACUUGAGAAGGAGAAAAAGAAUUUGCUUAAAAAGAAGCAACCGAAAAAGUUUCUCGACAUGAGGCGCCUUACUCAAGAAGAACUUUUAGCAGAGGCGAAAAUAACGGAAGAGGAGAACGUGGCUUCACUUCAAGCUUAUCAACAACUAGAGGCCGAUAAAAAGAAAACAAAAAUCCAGAAGGUUGCAUUAAAGGGCCCCAUUAUCCGCUUCCAUUCUUUGUCCAUGCCUGUCGUGGAAGUAUCAGAGCCUUUGGUGAAGGUUGAUGACAAUGAAGACGAGGAAGUAAAUGUAGAUUCAACGAAGAGGUGCUGCAGGAAUUUUUUGAUUUUCACAGAUGCAAAGAAUUUUCCCUCUGCAUACUUUCCCACUAAAAAACUCAAAGUUCCACACAGAACUUACUGUCCAGUCACAGGGUCACCAGCUCGAUAUCAAGACCCUGUCACUGGUUUACCAUUUGCAAAUGCCCAGGCUUUUAGAUGCAUAAGAGAGAGGUAUGCAAUGCAAGCAGAGGAAAUGAAAGGAAAGACUUCUGAACUUGAACAAAGAAGAGCCAGGAAGUUGUAA